This is a messenger RNA of Triplophysa rosa, 3314 nucleotides long. RefSeq names its product MINDY lysine 48 deubiquitinase 4 (gene mindy4). The record is from RefSeq and is a predicted model, not a curated record. The transcript is spliced from 18 exons. Lineage: Eukaryota; Metazoa; Chordata; Actinopteri; Cypriniformes; Nemacheilidae. Gene Ontology annotation, molecular function: cysteine-type deubiquitinase activity; K48-linked deubiquitinase activity. Bases 282 to 2357 code for a protein of 691 amino acids. Gene Ontology annotation, biological process: protein K48-linked deubiquitination.
GUACCAGAUAUCGACAGUCUGCUGGUAACUAUAGCAACAAGCCGAAAAGCUGGACAGCUAGUUAGCAAAUGUCGCCUGCUAUCGUUACCUUAUAAAUCCCCAAAACAAAACAGCACAUAACAUUAAAAUGUCCAGCCUGAAAACGCUGUAACGCCGUGUAGCUUCAAAACAUGAAAACUGCAUUCGAUAAGUGUGAAGUUUGUUGUCGUUUACUUCGUAUUUAGCCUACUUGUUAGCGUGCUAUCUCGUGCAACUCAUGAACUGCUAUGUUGUGACUUACGAUGGGGAAAUAUGUGGAAGAUGUGUCUGCGUCUCUCGUAAGGGAAUAUCUCAGUAGAAAGGGCCUGAAGAAAACCAUCGCUUGCAUGGACGAGGAGCUUCCACGAACUAAUUCAAGCAUCAAUAACAGAUCGGAUCUCUGCAGAAUACUUCACCUUGAAGGCCUUUACAAGAAAAAUAAGGCUGAAGAACGUCCCUUGAAGUCAAUGUUGGAGAUUAUUGUGAAGGACAGGUUAAGUGAGGGAGGCAAAACCAGACACCAUCACCAUAGUGACAGUCAAGCUCAUCCAUCAGAGCGAACCACGUCCAGAUCUGCCUUCGACAUGCCAGACAGUGUUGAAACAGAUGCGAGUUUUAUGGAAUCUCUUCAGUGUGACGUAUCAAGGUUAUCUGAAACCAACAGUCUGUCACAGGUUAAUCUUUCUCCAACACCUUCUGAAAAGACAAGCAAGACCCUCCCCAGCUUUUCCGCUUCCCCUGAGAGGAGUGUGUGUUCUUUGUCUUCUGGCCAGGACAGUCUCAAAACAGUGAUAAAAGAGGGAUUUUACUCGGAGAAAAAGGUUCAAGACCCAGACAGCCAGAAGAACAGAGGCAGCAGAAUGAGACGAGGCAUUAUGGCAGGUCCCAUAGCCAGCUCCUCACAGGAAAGUAACAAAAGACGCCCAUCUCGAAAGUCAUCUGGGUCUUCGUCUGUCUCAGCCACCGAGGAUUGUAAAGACACAACAUUCUGGACCAAUGGUCUUAGUACUACACAUAUAAAGUCUAAUCCAUCAGCCUUUCUUGAAGAUGAGGGCGACGUGUUUUCUAAUUUGCAUAGUGGAGAUAGUAAUGGACUUAAAAAGAUCCCAGGAGUCAACACACAGCAUCGCUUAAAGAAUUCAGCACCCAGCCCCAAAGCGGAUGAACUCCAUGUGUUGGAAAUGGUUUUGGAUGACAUUGAGAAUGAGGGGAGCUUAUUUGAUGUUUCUGAAUCACCUGUGCCAGAACUUAGUUUGGACAGGACUCCGAUGGAUCAGAGAACAGCCACUGCUCUGAAGGAAAUCCUCUUUGGUUCACCUAUGGCUUGUUUCACUGAGGAGUGGAAACAACAGAAUUUGACCUUUUCAGGUAUUCCUGGUUUGAAAUACGGGAUUGUACAAAAGAAGGGAGGACCCUGUGGAAUACUCGCAGCGGUUCAGGCCUGUGUUCUACAGAAGCUCCUGUUUGAAGAAUCCAGCAAUGACGCAUCGUACGAGAGAUUGCAGGUAUCGGAGAUUGCAAGGACAAAAUGUUUAUCUCGGGCUUUGGCUGACAUACUGUGGAGAGCCGGGGACAUGAAGAGAGCCACUGUAGCAAUAAACACAGGAAGAAAUCUUUUCACCCCAGCCGGACGCUACAAAUCCGAUGGUAUUUUAGAAAUGGUAACACGUGUCACUGUUGAGACCUUAGAUGCUCUCACAUUGGUUCUUGAACAGCAUGUUCGACAGUUCGAGACGGGUCCCUUUGGCUGUUUCCUGCUGACCAUCUCUGUCAUUCUCUCCAGAACUAUUGCAGCUGUACGAAGUGACAUGGAUGUGCCAACCUCUACUUUGAUUGGGGCCCAUGGCUAUUGCACACAGGAACUGGUCAACCUUCUGCAAUGUGGACAGGCAGUUUCCAACGUCUUUGAUGACGAAAUGAAGCUUGAUUCUGGAAAUGGAAAUUUUACACUUCUGAAGGGAAUUAAAACGCUUUGUAACAUCGGGCUGCUGUCUUUAUUUGAACACUAUAAUAUAUGCAAGGUUGGAUCUCACCUGAAAUCUCCCAAGUUUCCAGUUUGGGUUGUGUGCAGUGAGAGUCAUUUCAGUGUCCUCUUCUCUCUCUCUGAAGAACUGGCAGCGGACCAGUGCAAAAAGGAAGAGUUUGAUUUGUACUAUUACGAUGGGCUGGCCAACCAGCAGGAACCCAUUAGAUUGACAGUCUAUCCAGAUGCUGCUGUUUCUGUAGCUGCUCAGAAUGACAAUACAGACAAUGAUCUUAUUCCUCCAUUGAAUCUCUGCAUCAGGACCAAAUGGCAAAAUGCAGUUAUCAGCUGGAAUGAUAGUGAACCCAUUCUUUGAUCAUGUUCUUGUUACUCCUGUGUGAUUUUAUCUGGUCAAAGAAAGUCCAUUACAUUUUUUUAUUUAAAUGAGGUUAAUGAAUUUGGUAUUUGUUGUUCUAUGGGGCCUCUAUUAUAUUUUUAUCUGGUUGCAUUUCUUUAAAAAUUACUUUCAUAUGUUUGCUGCCUUGAAUUGGGCUUUGUUACUUGUUGUAUGUGCAUAUAGAAUUCAAUAUUCUUUACAAACCUGCCCUUCUCCAGGUGUUAACCAACUUUUGGACAACUAACAAUGGUUAAUCCUCAACCUUAAACUCAAGUGAGAUAAUAAGUGAUGCAUCACUGAAUUAAUUCAUGUAAAUAUACAGAAAACAAUACAUUAGACAUAAUGAAUGAAGAAAAAAGAUCUAUACUUUGCUUUAGCAGAUCUUUUCAGCUCUGUCAUAUGAAGUCAUCAGUUGUGCACUAUAUCUGAAUGUUUUCUUGUGUAUGAUGAAUAUAGAUGAUGAUGACAUGUUAUGUAUACAUAACCUUUAUUUCACUGAACUCAGAUUAUUUCUCCAAGAUUAACACAAUUGUUGCAUGUAAGACGUUUGCCUAGUAAAUAAACAUCAACAUUUAAAUUGGCAAAUGUCUGUAUGUAUACCACACUUUAAAAACGGCUGCCUACUGUAUCGUGCCAUGACGUAGGCCAAUGUUUCUUUAGCCUUUGAAAUGAUGUACCGAAGAUCUGAUUAUGUAAAUUGUAAUGCAUUUCCCAGGUUUUCUAGAUGUGCUUAGAACAUACUGGAAUUACACAUUUGGGGAGGCACAAUUUAAACACAAAACAUCUCCUUUUCUUUUAAAAAUACAUCUCUCUCAUUUGUUCUUAUUUUUUAGGAGUGUUUAUUAAGUAUUUAAUACGUUUUGCUUGCUUUUGAUGUGUGUGAGCUUUUAACCCAAUACAAAUGUCUUUCAUGAUAAACAAUAAAGUACUUUUAAA